GAAGGCGACUUCGGGAAGGCUGUCAGUUGCUAGUAAACGUUCGCAGCGUCCGAACCCGGCUGACCCGUGGCGCCUCGCACUCUGCCUAACGCUCCGACAUAAACUAUACCGCGCGACACCGGCUUUUAAAUAAGUGAUAACUUUUCGCAGACUUUUCUCUCCGUUUGUGAUUAAUUAUUUUUGCAACUUCCAAAACAAUUCGUGACUUUUAAUGUGAACUUUGCAAGAUGAAACUUUUAAAUAAUUGAAGUGCCAGUAAUAGUGAAUGCCGGCCGGACUUUGAGGUUUCGUUGAUUGCUUCAAGGCGCUGUUGAAACGCGGUGUCCGCUAUCAGGCGGCUGGUGAUUGUUUACAGCGCGCACGUGGUCUAGUCACACGCCCGCGCGCUGAAAUGCCGCGAAAAACUUUCUUCGGAAACACAGCGCUAGUAUAAAUAAGUUCAGCCGUGAGGGGAGACGCGCCGAUCGCGACCAUGACUUUAACCUGUAGCGCUUGAUUCAGCGUAAACUACAUGUACGUCGCCACGAGGAGUGCCGUUUUUUUAUUAUUUUUUUUUCGUUGGAGGAGACGGUGUGCUCCAUUGGACUGAUGAUAAAUGGCUAACAAUAGUAACGCUGUGUCGUCAACCUUACCUUCUAGGGACUAUCAUUGUAAGGUUUGCGAUCUUUAUUUGGACACCCUUGAUUCGCUUGAAGUGCAUCUUCAGUAUCACAAAGAAAAUUUGUAUGUAAAGUGGGGCACUCAAAACUCUCAGAAUGAUACCGAAAACAAUAACGGAUCAAAAGUGACGACAACCACGACCGUAUCGGCUCCGGCCGACUCGAGCGACAACAUGAUCACGAAGCCGAGCCCGGAGUUCCAGCAGCGGGCCACGCCGGAGACUUCAGGGCAGUUCCCGCAUCCGGCGACACCGCAGAGCUACCACAGUGCACCGUCGCCCUAUCAAAAUCCUGAUCAAACAAACUUCUCACCGAGCGCUCAGUACGGUAACAAUUAUACACAUUCUGGUUUUCCACAAAAUCCUGAUCAACUUAACUGGGAUCAGUCGCAGUAUGGCCAAGAAUACAAAAAUAGCCGUUUUCAUCCUUAUAAACUGCAAGAUCGAGUUUCACAAGUAUCAUCGUCAAGUCCACUGUAUGGACAGCCGUUGAAUCAGCCAACACCAUCACCUUCGCCUAAUCAAUGUGAUAAAUGUGGGUUUGUAUGCGAUUCUGCCGUACAACUAAAUGAGCAUUGUAAUACGGCUCAUGCUGGCACCAGUUCUAAUCCUGUUACUGCCUCAAUGCCAUUCCAACAAUUUCCUGGUAAACAAUACAACAAUUCUAGCUAUGCUACUGAAAGCGUUAAGAUAAAAGAGGAGCACGAAGAAUCAUCCGAUAUUCUAGAUCUAGAUUCACAAAAAGUUGUAUAUCAAGGCAAUGAAGGCGAACAGCAGAACGUGUCCUAUGACGACGCUCCUCAAGCAAGAGACGUUAACACUCGCACAGUUCCAAUGAUGCCAUGGGAAGCGCAAAAGCUGUAUACCAAUCCUCAACUGAAUGGCGAUGUCUCACUAUUCAAAGACCAAAAGAUGUAUGCUGAGCAAAAAACGUACUCCGCCGAGGGUAAAAUGUUUCACCCCGAACAAAAAUUUGCAUACUCGCAAGAUAAGUUUCUCAGUGUUCAUCAUGAUCAAAAGCCAUUCAUGCACGUCGAUCAGAAAAACUAUCCGGGCGUUCAGAUGCCUCCACUUGUUGAUUACCAAGGGCCUGUAGCAACAACUAACCCUGACAUGAAACCUCCAUAUAGGCCCUACGAUUCCCCAGCAGUGCCACAAAUUACUAGUACUCAACCGGCUAAUUCAACAUCGUCAAAUCUACCAACAAUUGGUGGAAAAGGAGCCAACUGGAAAUCAAAUGAAGCAAGAAGACCUAAAACAUACAAUUGCACGGCUUGCAAUAAGUGGUUCACUAGCUCUGGGCAUUUAAAAAGACAUUAUAACACCACUCUUCACAAAAAUGCUGUUAGGUCAUCAGGUCAACCGGACCCAGCAACAAUGCCUAUAUCCAGUCAUCACCAUCCAAGCCGUGACGCAAUACAGAAUCGCGCACAGCAACAGAAUGCUGAUUCUAAUACGCAGAGUCCUGUCCCUUCAGAAGACGGUCGAAGCGUCGACGAGAGUGCCAUGCAGUCGCCAUAUGCUUCACAGAACUUUGAUCGGGCGCAUCGCGUUGCAUCAAUGCAGUCGAAGUCACCAUACACUCAUCUUCAACAGGGUAAUUUAGAUAAUAAUUUCAGUAAUAAUCCUUUAGCUAAUCACCCUUUACAACAUCAAGUUGGUUCACACCCUCUUAAUAUAGGUAGUCAACCGCCAGGUAUAGGGAUUUCUAAUGAUAAUGGUCAUCAGGGGUCAAAAGGUGUAGCAAUAUCUACCGCUGGCAAUCCCCCAAACGGGGAAGCAGGUCCCUCUGUUUCUCAAAAUCACCAUAUGAGGGGCCUGCUAUCAGUGUCAACCAGCAAUAUUUCAACUCAACCACUAACGCAGAGUACGCCGGCGCUUACGGCCCACACGCUGCCUCCGUUCAGUCAUUUGGGUGUCAACCCGUACAGCCCGAGGUCUACGGAUCCUUUGGGGCCUUCAGUGCCGGACCCCACGCACACCCCAUUAUAUUUGGGUCAGAAUUUUCAACAGACUAUAGCACCGAGUUACCCAAACGGGAUGGCCCCCCACGUUAUGGAUAUGGCUAUCAACAAUCUGCCUAUAGCCAAUCCGGCUAUUUUUGGUGAAUGUGCACCAGAUAAUGCCGAGGUUAUGGAACAAGAAACGUCGAAUCAGCCCAAUGGCGGACGGUUGCCCAGUUUUGCGCAACUGCAGGCACAGGGUUUCAGCGUUUACGUUUCAAACUAUAUCACACAGCCUAACGUGGGGGGUCAAGUAGUCGCUGACGAGUCUGCUGCCGGUUACAUUAUUAUGAAUCCGGUGAACUCGCCCGUGCAAUACAAUAAUAAUGAAAUAUGCGGACAUAAUAUGGAAUAUGAGUAUAGUCUGUCUCCUGGUAGUGUUAAGGAGGCAACCGUAACUUAUAGUCCGGAAAAUGUCAAAGUCUAUUCAUAUGGAUACGCAGUAGGCGGUAAAACAAUAAAACGAGGAGAUGACGUUUUAGGAUUGGAUAUAAGCGAGCUUCAAAUACUUAAAAUAGAGGAUAUAAUGGACUAUGCGAAUAAAGAGAAUUAUGGUUCUCAAAUGAAAUCUCCCGCGAGCCCUGAGAGCGCUAAAGCCGAAAACGAAAGCAGUGGCUCUCCGGCUGUGUCAUCCACGGUACCGAGUACGCCGCUAACUGAGAGAAAUCAAAUGAAGAAGUCUUUCUCAAUGCCGGUUCACAAAUGUUAUGAAUGCGAUAAAUUGUUUAACAAGGCCUGCUACCUAACGCAACACAACAAAACCUUUCAUUCGGGAGCAAAACCAUUUAAAUGUGACCGAUGCGGCAAGCGCUUCUCUGAUGACGUCUCAUAUGAAGGGCAUUACAUUAAACACACUGAAAACAAACCCUUCAAAUGUAGUGAGUGUCCUAAGUCAUUCAACCACAAAACAGACUUGCGCAGACACAUGUGUUUGCACUCUGACUGCAAGCCGUUCGCGUGUGACCACUGCGGCAAAGGUUUCAUUAGAAAAGACCACAUGGUAAAACACUUUGACACUCAUCUUAAGAAAAAUUCGCGUUCUUCGUCAUCGACUUCGUUGUCCUGGUCGAGGGCGGUCAAGGCGUCGACGUCUCCUACGUCUACGACGCAAACGCUCCACACUCUUUAGAUCAUUCAUUUAAAGACGAAGAAACGCUUCAACAUAUCAUUAAAAAUGAAAUGAAUCGCAAUAAUUUUUGUUUACAUAGGUUCAUAGUUGAUAUCUUAAUAAAGUUGAAACUUAAGUUACAAAAUACGUUAGAAUAUUUAGCCGUUAUGUGUACGAAAACAAGUUUACAAGCGGACUACUACAAAAAUAAUAAAACAAAAAAAAAAAACGUUAAAAAGGCUACUUUUGUUCAUGUGUCUAAAUCUCGUAAUACACAUGCAGAUUUAGGUCAAACUUUUGCCGGGUGUAAGUGUAUGCACACAUUGGUGUGCAUUAAGUUUGGCAGCAUGUUUUUUGUUGUUCAUUGGAUCUGACCUUGUGUCCGGCGCAAGGUGACUUUAUGUUUGAGUGUCUGGCCACUAAUAAAACAUAUAAUUACAUGACGUUAGUGUAAUUCUGAGAUAUCGUUUGGACCGAACCAUAUCAUUUAACAUAUUGAUAUACGGAAAAAAGUAUAUAGGAAUAAUUAGUUAAUGAGUCUGCUAGCAUCGUGGAUCAUCGAGUACGGCGGAUGCCACAAGUAAUUCAUAUCUUACUUCUAUUGUAUAAUAUUAACAAACUUAGAAUGUUUUUUUAUUUUUAUUUUAGUUAAAUUUCUAUUUUGAUCGUAUUGAUUGUUAACGUUUAAGAAACAUGUAUUUUGACAAAGUAAUUAAAAUAAUUUUUGUAAAUAUCAAAAGGGACUUGAUGCCAGACGUUUAUUUGUGUAGUUAUGUCAAAAAAAAAAAAAAAAAACUAUAGACUUAAUUAUUAUAUUGAAAGGACAAAAUAUAGUGACUUAACGAAAACUGUCGGUACAAAUAAAAGAAAAUUAUAAAUAAAUUAAUACAUAAAAUUAUCUAACUCGAAUAUAUUGCCAAGAUAUACACAUAGGUUAGUGUUAGCAAAAAUAUUUGGUGAUGAGAUUUGUGGCGAGGUUUUGGAGGUUAGUCGGAUCCGAUGCAGUCUCGAACUGAAUGUUUUCAUUUAAUAAUUUAAUGUUUGCUCAUCCGGCCAACGUUUGUUUCCAACUCAUUUGUUCCCAAUGUCAAUUUUGGUCUGAAUGUAUUCGGAGAGUUCUUAUCGUUUUGUUCGAGAAGUUAAUUAUCCUUAAUUAUAUAAGUACGUAUCCCGGUGCUUCCUUACGUGUUUUCUAUGUUAUCGUUUGUUUAACGUAGGCUAGUUACGUUAAAGUUUUCGUUUAACAUUCGUAUUCCUUCUCGUAACCGAAGUAUUUAUCCAAUAAUUUUGUUAGUUACCAGUGUGUUAUUUGAACGAAUUUAGUUUUUUAUACAUUCCUGUUCGUUAGUGGUAGGAGAGUAGUCUUCCCGAACGUUGCCAAAUUUUUUCCGCCAACUGUCUGUUGCGUUUUUUUUUUAUUGAUUUAUAUUUAAAAUUUAGUAUAAUAAUGAAAUUCAUUAGCAAUAAUUAAAAAAUAAAUAAAUGUAAAUGUUUUUUUUUUUGUAUAGUUAUUACACGGGAGUCGAGACCGGUUUGUUGACUAAACAAAUGUAAGGGAAUCAAGUAUUCUUUGUAAAUAAUAAUGUUUGUGUGAUGGAUGGAUACUGACAGUUAGACGGUACAUAUCAUGCAAGGAGGGCGAGAGGGCGCGCAGGGGUUAACGCCGUGGCUUGCACGGUCCUCAGGUUGUGAUCGGUGGUUCGCGUGAACCGCCUCAUGUGACGUGCGAACCCGACGCUCUAGUGCCUGCUUUCUGCCACUGCACAUAUCAUUCAUCGCAACCCAUUCUAACUGCCCGAUAUUCCUUUGUCAGACGUAAGCAAAGAUCGUGCAAUAUGAACAUUAUAUCGAUUUAAUUUUUGAUACUUAAUGUUUGUAUUUGAAUGUUGACUAUAUUCAGAAAUAUUUUUAUAUAAAUAGAAAUAACACAUAUGACACUGAUCUACCUCAUCAGCAACUAUUUACACGGAUAUAAAAUAUAGAACAUGUAUUUAAAAAUAUUAUCAUUUAUAUUAUAAUGCAGUAUGCAUCUGAAAAUGUUGAAUCGAUAUGGCCUACCUCUUCGAGUUGAUAUUGAUAAAUUUUAAUGAUAAAUAUAUAAUGGUUAUGCUAUAUAAUUGACGCCACUUUGUAUCAGAGCGUUCGUCGAAGCGUGCCCGCGUUUGUUCCUCAGACUUGCCAAUUAAACAAAACAAAAAACACACGCGCAGUCACGCCGGCGUUACGUUACGUAUAAAAUAAUUACGGUAUUUACAGAAGUUAUUUGUCUAGGACUGCAAAAUGUUAUAUUGUUGAAAAAAUUAUACGUAUUUUUCGCAUAUAUCAGUAAUAUUUACAGUAAACAAAAUACGAAACUAAACUACCUCAGGUAACAAGUAAUAGUACUUUUAGUGUUAGAAAUGCGGAGCGCGGUGUAGCGGGUCUCCCAAAUCUGAAUACCUCGACUUGCCUUUUGUGUUUUAAUUAAAAGAUGUUUUCUAUUUACUUUGUAUGACCCGCUAGACGCAUUCCCAUUCCAUAUAUAUAUACACAUAUAUAUUUUAGAUGGCAUGUUUGUCUCCCUUGAAUUGUUUAAAGCACACAUUAGUAGUGUCGUUUAAUAUUAAUACAAAUGUAAAUAUACAAUAACAAUAAAUUUGUUAUUAAUGAUAUUCUAUUAUUGUAUUCAUCAUUGAUUUUAAUUAUUUUCGGAUAUAGGUUAAAUUUAGUGUUUUCAAUUUAAAAAAAAAAUAUGUUAGAUCGUAAGAAAAUUAAAGAGAAUUUGUAAGAUUUUUCUUUUCUUUUUUUUAAAUUUUGUGAUGAUUAUGUAAAUGUAGUUAUUAAUUUAAAUGAUUAGUUACCAAGUGAUUUCUGUUAAAUUGAUUUUGAGUAAAAUCGGAAAAGUUAAUGAUGACAA
Bombyx mori (domestic silkworm) is the source of this 6665-nucleotide messenger RNA. RefSeq lists its product as uncharacterized. The transcript has a single exon. The coding region runs from base 596 to 3790 and encodes 1064 amino acids. The record is from RefSeq and is a predicted model, not a curated record. Gene Ontology annotation, molecular function: RNA polymerase II cis-regulatory region sequence-specific DNA binding; DNA-binding transcription repressor activity, RNA polymerase II-specific. Gene Ontology annotation, cellular component: nucleoplasm. Lineage: Eukaryota; Metazoa; Arthropoda; Insecta; Lepidoptera; Bombycidae. Gene Ontology annotation, biological process: regulation of transcription by RNA polymerase II.